Messenger RNA from Neopelma chrysocephalum (saffron-crested tyrant-manakin), 1208 nucleotides. RefSeq names its product src kinase associated phosphoprotein 2 (gene SKAP2). NCBI's taxonomy places the organism in Eukaryota, Metazoa, Chordata, Aves, Passeriformes, Pipridae. Gene Ontology annotation, molecular function: protein binding. The record is from RefSeq and is a predicted model, not a curated record. The coding region runs from base 45 to 1070 and encodes 341 amino acids. The transcript has 13 exons. Gene Ontology annotation, cellular component: plasma membrane; cytoplasm.
GAGCCGCGCAGCCCCGCCCGCGCCCCGUCCCCGCUGCCCGCACCAUGUCCUGCGCUCCCGCCGUGCCCGUCGUCCCCGAGGACGUCUCCAGCCUCCUGGCAGAUGUUGAAACAUUUAUUUCCCAAAUGCUAAAAGGAGAAAAUCUAUCCAGGAAAGCCAAAGAAAAAAGGGAAAUUCUUCUUAAGAAGAUAAAGGAUGUUAAGGCAAGUUACUCUUGGGAGUUCCCGGAGGAAGAACUGGAAGAUGAGGACAAGUCUGAGAACUCUCUUUCUUCACCUCCUGAUAGUGUCUCAAUAGCAUCUGACCGAUAUGAUAAAGAGGAUGAAGCACCUUCUGAUGGGAAUCAGUUUCCUCCUGUUGCAGCUCAAGAUCUUCAGUUUGUUCUGAAGGCUGGAUACUUGGAAAAACGUAGAAAAGAUCACAGUUUUCUUGGCUUUGAAUGGCAGAAGCGUUGGUGUGCUAUCAGUAAGACGAUCUUCUACUAUUAUGGAAGUGACAAAGACAAACAACAGAAAGGUGAAUUUGCCUUAGAGGGCUACACCAUCAGAAUGAAUAAUAGCCUUCGGAAGGAUGCAAAGAAAGAUUGCUGCUUUGAAAUCUCUGCUCCUGAUAAGCGCAUUUAUCAGUUUACAGCUGCCACUCCCAAAGAAGCAGAGGAAUGGGUACAGCAAGUCAAAUUUGUAAUUCAAGAUACAGGAUCUAAUGCUAUUCCCGAGGAGGAGGAAGAGGAAUACGAUGAUGUUGGACAAGUGAACAGUGAACCGACAGAUGAUAGCAUUUAUGAAGAAGUUAAAGAAGAACGGGUUCCUUCAAAGGCUGAAGUGCCAAGAAAAGAGAGCCAGGAGGAUGUUACCGCUGAUUCAGAUAGCGAAAAUAUCGAUUAUGCCAAUUUCUAUCUAGGUUUGUGGGACUGCACAGCAGAUGUACCUGAUGAGUUGACAUUUAAACGAGGUGACGUUAUCUACAUUCUCAGCAAGGAGUACGAUGAAUAUGGCUGGUGGGUAGGAGAAAUGAAGGGAACCGUUGGCUUGGUGCCUAAAGCCUACAUAAUGGAGAUGUAUGAUAUUUGAGAGGCCUGGAUACUUCUGCAGAGUCAAAUCUGGAAUUCUGAUAUAAGUUGUACAACAAAUCUUCAGUGCUAUGUGGAUUAGUACCUGCAGUCUCGCUGUCAAAUCCAGAACUUCGUGGCUGAAAACAUCGGUUGAAAC